GACGGCCUUUCCGCGGGCCAGGGGCCACGCCGGUUGCCGUGGGCGGGGCGCGCCGGGAAAGUUCCCGGAAGGUGCGCGGCUCGCCCGGACUGGGCGCGGAAGUUGGCGGUGUCAGCGCGGCCGCCGGUCGAGGCCCGCGGCUAUGUCCACAGGGGGCGCCGGGUCCGGCGGGCAGGAGGGGGCCGCGCGCGCGGCGGCGGCGCUCUGCGGCCUGUACCACGAGGCCGGGCAGCGGCUGAGGCGCCUGGAGGACCAGCUGGCCGCUCGGGACGCCCUCAUUGAGCGCCUGCGCGCCCGCCUGGCCGCGCUCGAGGGGGACGCGGCACCCUCGCUCGUGGAGGCGCUGCUGGAGCAGGUGGCGCGCUUCCGGGAGCAGCUCCGGCAACGGGAGGGCGGCGCGGACGAGGCGGCGCUGCGCCAGGAAAUUGAGAGACUUUCAGAGCAACUAGAAGAGAAAGAGAAGGCGGCGCAGCAGCUGAUGAGCCAGCCAGAGCACGAGCGGGAGAAGGAGGUGGCCCAGUUGCGGAGGAGCGUGGCAGAGAAGGAACGUGCCCGGGCUGCCAGCGACAUCCUGUGCCGCUCCUUGGCUGAGGAGACCCAUCAGCUGCGGAGGACUCUGGCCGCCACCGCCCACAUGUGCCAGCAUCUGGCUAAGUGUCUGGAUGAACGACAGCGUGCUCAGGGAGAUGUGGGGGACAAGAGCCCCGAGCCAGAGUGUACAGACACAGCUGCCUCUGUCCAGGCCGUUAUUGAGAAGUUACGGGAAGAAAAUCGACUAUUACGACAGAAGGUGACUCAUGUGGAAGACCUUAAUGCCAAGUGGCAGCGCUACGACGCCAGCAGGGACGAGUAUGUGCGGGGGCUCCAUGCGCAAAUGCAGGGGCUGCGGGCGCCCCCCGAGCCCACCAGGCCCUCCUGCCCCGAGCUGAUGAGGAAGGAGAUUUCUAGGCUCAACAGGCAGCUGGAGGAGAAGAUCCGUGUCUGCGUGGACGUGAGGCGGGAGCUGGUGGCCGUGCGGGGGGCGCGCGACGCAGCGCUGGAACGGGUGCAGAUGCUGGAGCAGCAGAUCCUCGCUUACAAGGAUGAUUUCACCUCAGAACGCGCGGACCGAGAGCGGGCCCAGGGCAGGAUUCAGGAGCUCGAGGAAGAGGUGGCCUCCUUGCGGCAGCAGGCAUCCUGGACACAGGAGCGUCGAGAGCCAGGCUCCUGCCGGACUCACAUGGGAAACAGAACCUCCAAGUACUUAGAGGCCGAUGCUCUGGAGCUUGUGGCGCCCAGUGGAUGGAGGGCUGGGACUGGAUCUCAGGGGCUAGACUCCCCUGCUGAGGGCCGGUGCCCAGGGGCAGCCCGGAGAGGACAGGGGGACCUUCAGUGCCCUCACUGCCUGCGGAGCUUUGGUGAUGAGCAAGGCGAGGAGCUCUUCAGGCACGUGGCUGAGUGCUGCCAGUGAGCCCCAUGCCGGGAAAGGGGAGAGCCCUCGAGAUCUGGGGCCCAGAAUGGGCUGAGGGGGCUUCUGAUCCAUCUUGGUCCUCCCUGGGCAAUGGAACAGACUGGGGACAUCUCCUGGGAGGGAGAGUGGCCCCCCAGCUGCCAGACUGAGGCUGGGAACAGCCAGGAGCAGGGAGCCAGCCAAUGCCACCAGCCCGCGCUGCCCACCUGCAGCUGGGGCACUGCAGCUGCUGGCAGGAGCGGGCUGCCUGCGGGGAUGGCACGUGUGGGCCCCAGGGUGAAAGGUGGCUUGCCUUGUUGUGUUGAAUAAGGACCAGGAGGUUUGCAGAAGUGAGCAUUGUGGCAGACCUUGCACCUGGGGGCCGGUGUCUGCCACCGAAGAGCCGUGCCUCUGCUCUGUUGUACUGCAGUCGCCUUUGCCACGGAUCUGCAAGUCAGGGGACAUUUCAUAUGCACUUACUUUCAUAAUAAACGUACUUGCCCAGG
This is a messenger RNA of Neogale vison (American mink), 1935 nucleotides long. RefSeq names its product TNFAIP3 interacting protein 2 (gene TNIP2). The transcript has 6 exons. Gene Ontology annotation, molecular function: K63-linked polyubiquitin modification-dependent protein binding. Bases 143 to 1450 code for a protein of 435 amino acids. The record is from RefSeq and is a predicted model, not a curated record. NCBI's taxonomy places the organism in Eukaryota, Metazoa, Chordata, Mammalia, Carnivora, Mustelidae. Gene Ontology annotation, biological process: cellular response to lipopolysaccharide; G protein-coupled receptor signaling pathway; regulation of transcription by RNA polymerase II.